AGCGCGUGGGAGCAUUAUAUUUAUUUCUCUCUCACUUUUUUCGAGGUUUAGUGUUAAACCGUGUUAAUGCGGGGCUGCUGUCACAUUGACCGAUGUUCAGUAGGUGUUAAUGGAAGGUCUUGGUUUAGUUAGAAGACGGAUUACAGCCACACUGGGAUAUUAUUUCAGGUUGACAGGAGCUUCAGUUUAGCUAGAAAAAUAAUCCAAGCUAGCAGAGUGAUUAGCUCUGUUUAUCAUCCAGGGAAAUACACACGGAUUUCUGAACAAACAGCAAAUCUCAGACAAUGGAUUCUUAUGAUGUCGAGGAUAAUCGCUUGUUGGAAUCCGAACAGAGUGUCCAAGUGUCUCACGGUGACCAGAAAGACUUGGCUUUGUCAGGUUACCGGAACAAAAAGCUCCGGGAGAAUAAUGAGAGCUCCAGAGGGAAUCGAGCACGGACCAGAACACGAGAGCGGAACCGCGAUCCGGAUAAGGACCAGAUGUCUGACGGAGAGCAGAGCAGCGCCUCGUUCUAUUCAGAUGAUUAUGAGAACGCUUCACUGUCUGAGAGGUCCUUCUCACCGCGUUUCCCUUCUCCAUCACCACACAGAGGUGCAAGGACACAGAGAAUAUCAAGCAGCCCUGUACACCAGACAGGAGUGCGUAAGGGUGUACCUCGGCGUCCGGGUCCCCAGACCAUACCCUCUCAUCAGCGCUCCAGUGGUCUGCGCUCUCAGAGCCUUGGUAAAGAUGCUCUGCCCAAAGACCUGGACCUGGUCACCAAGCGGCUGCUGUCUGCCCGCCUGUUAAAGAUCAGCGAGUUGAAGAACGCGCUUGGUGAGCUGCAGCUGCGCACUGAUGAGCUACAGCGAGAAAACCGUCUACUGAAACAGCUUCAGCUGCGCCAUGAGAAAGCGCUGCAUCGCUACAGCGACACGGAGAGCGAGAUCUCGCAGCUCCUCUCGCGUCACAACAAUGAGACGCACGUCCUGCGAGAGAGACUGCGGCGCUCUCAGGAGAAGGAGCGCAUAACCGAGCGCCGCUGCGUGGAGGCAGACACACAGCUACAGAGAUGCCGAGAUCAGCUGCACAAACUGCAGCAGCUCGCUGAUGAUCAACGGCUCGGGGAAAGAGAAGAACUGGCACGCAAACUCGUACACGCACAGGUCAAAGUGCAGGAGAGUGAGCGUAGAGUGAAGGAACUAGAGAAGAACAUGGAGUUGAGUACAGGGAGCUUUCAGAGGCAGCUGGCGAGUGAACGUAAAAAAACCCACGAUGUCCUACAGGAAACCCAGACACUGCGGGAAGAACUCAACAAGCUAAGCACCAAAUUAAAGGAGAGAGAACGAGAGCUGGACACUAGGAACAUUUAUGCCAAUCGAAUGCUGAGAGGGGCUCCAAAGAAAGAUUUAGAAGAUUCCACCAGGAGGAAAGAUUUCAGCAGAAGCUGCAGUAAAGCAGUGCAGACAGAAGACAUGAUGGUCUCGCUAGACUUCCCCUCUCCUCCUCUUGCUAUCACUAACUGUAGUGAGUUCUCCUGCGAUGACCCGGCGGAUGACUAUCUGUCUCUGAAGGACCAGCAAAGCAGUGAGCAGAGACAGAUGGGAGCAGAAGCGCAAAGGAUUCAGGAGACGACACGAGAGCAGGUGGAAGAUGGAGCACGUGGGAUGGAGAUGGAGGAGCAGGGGAGAGAGAAAAACAGACUCAGGGAAAGAGAGAGAAAAAGUGACAAUGAGAAAGAAAUGGUGCAGAAACAGAGAAUAAAUUUUGAGUUCAACCUGAGCGAAGAGAAAGGGAUGAGGCAAAGCGAUGGGUGGGACAGAGAUGAAAAAGAAAGGAAGAGGCGAAAUGAGUGGCAGACGGAGGUAGAGAGAGGUAAAGAGGGACACCUGAGCGAGGAAGAGAUUCAGGUUAAUCAUGAGCGUGCAGAAGAAGAGCGCAGACGAAAAGACCAACUUUUGGCCAAAAUGCGUGAGAUCGACAUGCAAGCUAAGGCACAAGACUCCAGCUUCUUCCAUGAGGAAAAGGAAAGCACUCGCACUCCUCCUCGGAAUGAAAACAUCUCCAUCUUCGGCUUCACAGACCCUCAUGAUUAUCUGAGCACGCCCAAGACCGGGAAUCGGGGCGUGGCAAUGAGGUCACAGAAAACCAAUCAGGAUCUUGACCUCACCUUUGGCAGCUAUGCUCCAUCGUUUGGUAAACCUGCUCCUCGAGCAGGUCUCGGACACCGGAGCCCGAGCCUGUCUGUGGAGCAGCUGUCAGGAGAUGAGAAUGGAGGGAUGGAUCUGAGUGGAUUUGCAAAGGAGAAGAAGUCUGAUUUUCUACAGCAGCUGUUCGGGUCCUCGGUUUUUUCUGCACCCUAUGAGUCACCCAGCAAGAUGGAACUCCUGAGUUCUCCCAAUACGAAAUCAUCAAGUGGACGCAGAAGAGAUGCAGAGACACCAGGCAGGAUGAAAAGGACCACGCUGCAUGUCUCCGAGAGUGGCCCCGCUGUUAAAGCCAUUACGACACUAGAUGAUGAUAUCGAGGAAGUCAUGCUGUGAUGAAAUGUCUCAUCGAGAACGUUCGAUUUCAGAAACAGAAAGAAUGAUGAAGUUUCUGUUUGUGGAUAAAAUGGAACCAAGCUGCAGAGUCAGAGUCUUGGUGGUCGGUGAAAUAAACUGCAAUGAUACUUUGAUGAAUGAAUCUUUACACCUAGUAAAUUUCCAUAGCCUUCAUUUUCCUCCUAAACAGAAAUGACCUGAGUGUCAGGGGCUACUUGGACAUUUCGCCUUUUCUGACCAUGGUUUAUGUCAUUGUUCAUGUUUGUUUGUCAUGUGCUUUUGUUGAGGUUUUGCUUCUCCACAUGUGCUUUGCCCCACGCAUUCUAUUGUUCUGUUUCCUGCCUAUUUGCCCUCACCUAAUUCUCAUUUUCCCCAGAUUUGUUCACCUACUGUAUAUAUACACCUGUUCUUUUGUGUUAUAGUUCGCUCAUUCGUUGUUUCUGUUUUCAACUCCCAUGACACUCUCUUAAUUUCUGUAUGUUCUAUUAAGUUUAUUCGAUGUAGUUUUCUAUCAUCCUGCACUUGUAUCUAACUCUGUUCUGUGGGUGUUAAUCAAGCCUUCUUUCUGGAGACCUGGGUUCUAUCACUACCUCCGGUGGCACCUCAUAUUUUCUCUGACAGAAAGAGUGAACCGUUAUAGACUCAACAGGGUUAGGCCAAGCUAGACUCUUUAGGAGCUGUUCCGGAUUGGCGAGGGGACAGACUGUCUGUUUCCCUUGAGGGCCCCGAGUUCAUUCUUCUUGACCAUGUGGUCAUUCUUCUCCUCUGACUCUCCUUUCCUCUGUUAGAGAGAAAGUGAGAGAAUAAAAUCUGUUCUUAUCUUAUCACACAUAUUUCAACAUUUAUAAACGUAUAUAUUUCUGAAGAGCAAAACUUUUACCAAAAAUAUGUAUUCUAGGAUUUCAGACUACUCACCAAAAUUAAUGUUCAUGCAAAACGCACCCAAUCACAGACCUGUAUAGAUUGACUCUAUGCGGCUCUGCCCAAUCACCACAGAGACGAUUUCAGGAGCACAUUUCAGGCGCUAGCUAUUCAUUCGUUGC
This is a messenger RNA of Tachysurus vachellii, 3565 nucleotides long. RefSeq names its product lebercilin LCA5 (gene lca5). The coding region runs from base 285 to 2522 and encodes 745 amino acids. Gene Ontology annotation, biological process: intraciliary transport. Lineage: Eukaryota; Metazoa; Chordata; Actinopteri; Siluriformes; Bagridae. The transcript is spliced from 8 exons. The record is from RefSeq and is a predicted model, not a curated record. Gene Ontology annotation, cellular component: axoneme.